This is a messenger RNA of Amphibalanus amphitrite, 2958 nucleotides long. RefSeq names its product putative glycerol kinase 5. The transcript is spliced from 5 exons. Lineage: Eukaryota; Metazoa; Arthropoda; Thecostraca; Balanomorpha; Balanidae. Gene Ontology annotation, cellular component: mitochondrion. The record is from RefSeq and is a predicted model, not a curated record. Gene Ontology annotation, molecular function: glycerol kinase activity. The coding region runs from base 359 to 2236 and encodes 625 amino acids. Gene Ontology annotation, biological process: glycerol-3-phosphate biosynthetic process; glycerol metabolic process; triglyceride metabolic process.
GCACAGCGGUGGACCGAGUCAGACCGACAGGGUGCCAUUUAGAGGUCGUGGUUGGGAGUGGGCGGAAGGCUCGUGGAGGGGUAUGGUGCCAAGUGACCUCCCCCGGACCGGCCCUGGGCUCGCCUCUGACACACAGCAGCAGUCGGAGAUUAUUAUUGGUCAUCUGUGAGGACGGGGCGCGCGGCGCCGGUUCGUGUUACAGACAAUUGGGCAGUGGGUGGUCUGCGGUGAAAGUGGUGGUUUGCGGUGCGGUGCUGGCUGAACUGUUCAGGCUACGACAGGUCAGAUAUAAGGCCCGUCUCGUCCCUCGUCGCCGCGGGUGGCCGGCGGGACGCGGUGACCGCCCGGCAGGCCCGCUAUGGAUGUCAGACGGCGAGCGGGUGCCUCUGGCCAGCCAGACACCCACUCGAGGUCAGAGGGGGCGGCUGACGGCCGACUGAGACCGACAGCAGAGUCCUGUGAGACGCAGAACGUCGGAGAUGGUGUCAUGACCGACGGGAGGACGGACAAAUGCAGUGACGGUGUGGGUGAGAGUGAAGUCAUGUGUGGUGCGAGAAGUGGAAACGCCGGUAAUGUCGACGAAUCGACUGCAGCACGGUCGGAAAACUCACCCAACGGCGGGACUGGUGGUGCAGCAGACAGCCCAAAUCAAACCAGCCGCUCGGCUCAGUCUGACACCCACCGGGGCCCGUUCGUGGCCGCGCUGGACGUGGGCACCACAUCCGUACGCUGUGUGGUGCUGGACCGGCGGCUGGAGGUGCGAGGCGUGUGUCGGCGGCCCGUCCAGCUGCUCUACCCCGUACCGGAACACGUGGAGAUCGACCCCGAUCAGCUGUUUGAGGCGGUCUGCGAGGUCAUCAAGGGCGCUGUCGCUGACGCGGGCCUCACACUGCAGCAGGUCACCACCCUCGGGAUCAGCACCCAGCGGUCGUCCUUUACCACCUGGAGCCGGGACACGGGCCGCUGCUACCACAACGUGGUCUGCUGGAGCGACCGGCGAGCCAGCGGCCUUGUCAAGGCGUGGAACGCCUCUCUGAUGUUCCGCGUCCCGGCUCACGUCUGCUGGCUGCUCCACAAGGUCACCGGCAACCCGCGCUUCCAGGCAGUCAGCGUGCUCCGGCUGAUGAACGCUCAGGUAACUAUGCGUCUGCUGUGGUGUAUGCAGAACAUACCCGCCCUGCGCGAGGACAUUGGCCGCGGUCGGGCGCUGUUCGGCACACUGGAGACAUUCCUCCUCUACCGUCUAACGGCUGGUAGACUACACGUCUCAGACCGCACUAACGCAGCGGCCACCGGCUUCUUUGACCCGUACCUGAUGCAGUGGUCCGGCUAUCCACGCUUCCUCUUCGGCGUCGCCCCACCGAGUAUGUUACCCGAGGUGGUUUCGACGACGUACGACUUUGGCAGCACGGCGCCAGAGGUGCUGGGCACCCCGCUGAAGAUCGGCUGUGUAAUCGGAGACCAGAGCGCCAGUCUGUUCGGCGCAGAGUGCUGGCAGCGCGGGGACGUGGCGGUUACGCUCGGCACCGGAUCGUUCAUGGAUGUCAACACGGGCGAGCGGCCACACACGUCCGUUCGCGGCUUCUACCCGGCGGUGGCCUGGGAGCUGGGCGAGGAGGUGGUGUUUAUGGCCGAGGGAGCCGCCGGGGACACAGCGGCCAGCGUGCUCUGGGGCCGGAGGAUCGGCCUGUAUGACGCCGUGGAGGACACGGCCGCGCUGGCAGAGUCCGUCCCUGACGCCGGCGGCGUGCGCUUCGUGCCGGCCUUCUCCGGAAUAGCGGCGCCGGUGAACGACUUCAAGGCGGCGGCUGGGUUCAUCGGGAUCUCUGCCGAGAGCUCCCGGGCGCACCUGACGCGAGCUAUUCUCCAGGCGAUUGCGUUCCGUCUCCGCCAGCUGUACGACAGUAUGCGCGCCGAGUGCGCCUUUCCUCUGCGCCACAUUCGCGUGUCGGGCGGCGUGGCCCGCAACGACGCGCUCUGUCAGAUGGCCGCUGACGUGCUGGGGGUGCGGCUCGAGCGGCCCCGCGAUGUGGAGACCUCUGUGCGCGGGGCGGCUAUGCUGGCAGGGCUGGCGGCCGGCGUGUGGCGCGACCGGAGCGAGCUGGAGCCUCUGCGGCAGACGGACCGGGUGUUCGAGCCGGACCCGAGCCGCGGCGCGGCGCUGCGGGCCGAGAUGGCAGAGUGGGAGAGGGCGCUGCAGAGGUUCGGAGAGUGGUACCCGGACGACGUCAAAUGAGGGGGAGAGGGGGUUCGUCAGAGGUCAGUGAGGGUCCGGCUGACUGGAGUGGGUGUGUGGUUGAGGGUAUUAGGGACCAAUGAGGGCUGUCAUUUCAAGGCAGCUUCGGGGCUUAGUAGAUAUUUAUCACAGCACUUAGCUGAUGCGUAAUGAUGAGCGGCAUUGGUGGUGUUUGGGCUCAGCUUAGCUUAUUUGAAGAUUUAUGUGUGGAAGGAACGGUUGUUGGGGGGGGGGGGGGGGGGGGCUAGGGGGUCUGUGCGUUAGAGAGAAAGGUCUUGUAAAAGGGCUUAACAGAUCCUCAGAAGCUUACGUGGCGUAACUGCACAAUGCGUAUGGGUAAGGAGCCAGGGUAAUUCACGCCGGUACGAUUUCUUGCCUUGUGUUCUGGGCGUUUUGCCUACAGCAGGAACUCGGGUAUUAGUGGGUAGGUGUUUAUUAACCGAUUAGCAGUCAUAAUAUUUCUGAUCUGCAUAGCAGCGAUUAUUCAUAAUCGUGCGUUGCCAGUCAGAAAAUGCAUAAAAUAGAGCUAUUUUCGUACCUGGCUGACCGAUGCUCGUUUGUUCAAUAGCGCAAAUGUAUGCAUAAUGGAUGCAUAUUUAUCAGAUUUUGCAGAAUAUGCAGAUAACUAUAGGAGGUUAUAGAAGUUUGUUUCCAUCUUAUCGUUUUUCCCCGAUGUGUUAUGCCCGGACUGUGCUCGGAAAGACUUCACUAGCUCGUUAUUA